Messenger RNA from Paramormyrops kingsleyae, 775 nucleotides. RefSeq names its product small ubiquitin-related modifier 3-like. NCBI's taxonomy places the organism in Eukaryota, Metazoa, Chordata, Actinopteri, Osteoglossiformes, Mormyridae. The record is from RefSeq and is a predicted model, not a curated record. Gene Ontology annotation, molecular function: protein binding.
GACCCCGUAAAGGCCAAUCAAAUUGUGGGGAGCAGGCGCGUUCCCGAUAGCUGCGAAGGAGACUAGGAGAGGUGGAAAGGUGCUUAUCUUUAUAAAUUUGUUGCCUUCUCGCAUCUAAAUAUCGUCACUCAGCGACAUGUCUGAGGAGAAGCCAAAGGAGGGUGUGAAGACUGAGAAUGACCACAUCAAUCUGAAGGUGGCUGGCCAAGAUGGAUCAGUGGUCCAGUUCAAAAUUAAACGGCACACCCCCCUCAGCAAACUAAUGAAAGCUUACUGCGAAAGGCAGGGUUUGUCAAUUAGGCAGAUUAGGUUUAGGUUUGACGGGCAGCCAAUCAAUGAGACGGACACACCUGCACAGCUGGAAAUGGAGGACGAGGACACUAUUGAUGUAUUUCAACAACAGACUGGGGGCUUCUGCUAAAAGCAAGGCUGCCAUCCAGGAGAGCAUCCACUCAGCUUUUAUUUUAUUAUUAUUGUUAUUAUUGUUAUUAUAUAUUUCCCCUUCAAAUCCUGGGAUUGUGUCCGGACCAAAUAUGAAUCAGGCAGUAUUCUUGAUUAUCGCAAGAGUAGAGCUUACUUCUGUUUUUAAAUGUCUUCAUGAAGAAAGGCUUAUGCUUCCCUUGUUUUCCUGAACACAGGCGAGGAUGAUCUCAAAUGUUUAAAUACAAAACAAUUUCUUGUGUGUUAAUUUUUCAAAUCAGCCUCUUGAAGGGCGGGAAAGGGGCAGUGAGGUGAAUCCCUGACUGCAAAAAUAGAGAAUUCCCCCCUCCCCCCC